Molecule: messenger RNA, 5208 nt
Organism: Amoebophrya sp. A120
Lineage: Eukaryota; Dinophyceae; Syndiniales; Amoebophryaceae
Source: the annotation of a GenBank genome assembly
CGUUGUCUCACGGGUGUAGUUUUCUUCGUUCGAAGAUGUAGUUGAAAAAAGUUCUACAACUGACCAAAACGUCGAAGAUGCGUGUCUUGACAUAAACGCAUCAUGUACACCAGCACCAGCUUGAACAUGCGGGCGGCUACUCGAACCGUUUGGGCUUUGGCUUCCGGUCCGCUCUAGGCCCAUUUUUCGCGCAUCACCUACUUCUCGUCGUGUCGUGGUCAGUACCUAAAUUUCCACUCCACCAUUUUAUCAAAAUGGGUUGUGCCUUUUCUUCCCCCCAGCAUCAUCCCGGCAAUGAGGCAUCAACAUCGCCACGAAAUGGGGACGAGAACUCCCUACCCAGCACUUCUGCCAAAAAAUCUCCCGGCACAUCACACCAGCCACUGACUCCGUCCCGCACAGGACCUCCAGAAUCCAAUACAACGACCACCACCGGCGGCCGGCACGCGGGUAAGCUGCAUCACAACCAGCAAGAUUUCAUGCUGGAUGGCGCGUCUGCUAUCGCGGGGGAGCGCAACGUUGCCGGGCACAAGGUGGCGAAAAGACCGAAGAGCAACGAAGAUUUGGUCUUGAUCCGGGAGUCGUUAAAAAAGAACAGCGUCAUCAAAGCGCUGCAGGAACGGGAAGUGGAGCGAAUAGUAAACGCACUGGAAUUCUACUCCUUCGGCCCCGAGGAGACGGUGUGUCAGCAGGGGACGCAGGGGACAUAUUUCUUCAUCGUGCACGAGGGGAAAUUUGACGUAUUAGAAGAUGUGACUACAGAUGAGAUCUGCUGUCUGACCUGAAGCUGCAUUUGAGAAAGUUUGUCUGGGCGAUUUCAACUGCCUAUUCUAGUACGAUGAUCAUAAUUUUGCAAUGCAAACUACAAUGUCAGGUUCUCGUGAACGGGAAGAAGGUAAACAGCCUAGCGCGUGGAGAAUCCUUCGGCGAAAUUGCAUUGAUCCACAACUGCCCAAGAAGCGCGAGCGUUGUUGCCCAAAGCACCCGAUCGCCGAGGGAGCACCAGGGAACUACAAGUGCUGGGGCAGCAGUGACACUACAUAAUGCGCCGAACAGCAGCAACGAUGUUGACAGUGCAAUGGCGGGUGGAACAAUAAUUAACGACAGGACCACGCUUCUCGAGCAAGAGUCUCCCAGUUCCAAGCACUUCGAGCUGUGGGGGAUUCCGAAUCACGAGUUUCGGAGCAUUAUGCGGCAAAUUUCGCAGGCUCAAGUGGCGGAGAACAUGAUUUUGUUGAACAAGGUCCCACUCUUCGACAUGCUUCUGCCACAGCAAAAGAACAUCAUCUGCGACGGGGUGCAAGUCACGAUUUUCCAAGCGUCUGCCACGGUGUGCAAGCAGGGCGAGAAGAGCAACAGUCUGUAUGUGCUCAAGUCAGGGGAGAUGAAAACGUACUUUUCGUUGACCUGAGUUUAGAAACCUUUUAUCUACAACUUUUUGGCGCGGACGCAACGAACGCCACGACAGGUUGAGUGUUUGUGUUGCAUGUCAAAGUAAGUCAACCAACAUCACAGCUCCACCAAUGAGAUUUUCCGACCUGGUUCGUUUUUCGGCACCGACGCGUUACUCUCCGACUCCGCCGUGCACGCUUUCGACUGCACCGUCAGCCCCGACGGCCCGGCGGUCUGCAUCGAGGUAAAGCGAAGUCGGAUCGAGUUGCUUGACCAGGACAGUGGGUCUGCCGGGAGCUCGCCCAGGAGUUCACCCAGGGUGGUUGGCGGCGGGGCAACAUCUUCAGUACCGCAGCAAUCCUCGAAGUUCGCGACGGCGCUGCAAGAGUUGCACUUUUUCCACGUGUUGGAAACGGCUUUGAAAAACGAUUUGGGCGUGCACGUGCAGGAAUCAAGAGCGCACCUGCGAGAUUUGUCAAACUUUGUCCACUUGAUCAAUCUGGAGGGAAACGGCGCAGUGACCGACGUGAAGAAGCUUUUCCCUCUCUGCCGCUUUUUCAUCGUUCUUAGCGCGGUUAGCGGCCAGCUGGAAUUAGUUGGGGAUGAAAGAAAUCAUGGGGAGGAGGUGGUCGUGGAGAAGCUGGACGCCGGGAUGAGUCAUGGUAUAGUGGGUGCGGCUGUGUCUUUUGAUCUUGAUGCGCGGGAUGAUGAACCGCCCACCAUGCAGAUGCCGAUAGGGAUAGCACGGUCUCCGCCUGCUAAGAAAUCAUUUUGCAAAUUUAACUCAAUUCAAUGUUCAAGUUCUAUUAUCCAUACUCCUACAUGCCACAGGAAAACGGAAUCUCCUUGACGCGAGCCUACCCUUCAGCACGCUGGUGAAAAACUCGGCAAGUGGAAAAGCCUUACUAGGGGCGUUCAGUGCCGACGCGUUUGCGAGGCUAGGUGUCGGCGACGCCGAUUUCAACAACAGGCUAGCGACUCUGAAGAAAGUAACGAUCUUCAGGUGAGCGGGAUAAUUUGGGUCGGGUUGAAUUCGAAAAGGAAACACUAUAUUCGAUUUGUAAAAUCAAAUGUAAUAGAAGGCGCUAUUAACAGGACCGAUUAAUAAUGUGGUUACUGCUCUCGUCUUUUAUUGGAUUGGAGCAAGUGUGGCAUUACUUUCGCCUCAGUUUCUCUUGCUGAUGAUCCUUUACGGCGCCUCAGGUAUCUCUCCUCCGCCCAAACCGAGUCGAUGGUGCGCGCGUUCAAAGAACUUCCCCCGAUGGACCAAGGGGAUUUCGUGUUCAAGCAGGGCGAUGUGGGCGACAAAUUUUACAUCAUUAAGACCGGCGAAGUGAAAGCGCAACUCGACGACGGGCGGGUGCUCCGGACGAUGGGGAAAUCCGAUUACUUCGGGGAGCGCGCCUUGAUGUUCGAGGAGCCCAGGUCCGCUUCCAUCGUCGUGAACCAAUCCAACACGGUCUUGUGGACGCUGGACAAGUCCGAAUUCCUGAGGGAAUUCGGCGCAACCCCAAGCACUUCCAGCAGCUCGGGCGGGACAGCGGGCGUGGGUAGUAGUUCAGGAGGUGCUGGUGGGCCAACAACUCUUGCACAACAAGCGACAGCAGAAGACACGACAGGCGGGACAAAGACCACCAACAAAACCAACAUGCUGUCGCACCUGCAGUACAGGAUUCAGUUGCAAAAUACGUUUUUGAAGAAGGAGAACCUAACCACGGAGAAAUGCGUCGGGCGAGGGACGUUCGGCACGGUGAAGCUCGUUUUCGACAAGUCAACAAACGUCCGCUACGCGCUGAAAUGCGUCCGGAAGUCGGUUGUGCUGGAAAAGAAGCAGGAACAGUCCAUCCGGAUGGAGCGCGAGAUUCUCGCGGAAAAUGACCAUCCUUUUAUCGUCCACUUAGUCAGGACGUUCAAGGACAGCAAAUUUUUGUACUUUUUGACCGAACUCGUGACCGGCGGGGAGCUGUAUGACGCGAUUCGGGAGCUGGAUUUGCUGACGCGGGAACAAGCGCAGUUUUACCUCGGAUCGAUCUGUCUGGCGAUAGAUUAUUUGCACGAAAAAUCGAUUGCGUACCGGGAUUUGAAGCCGGAAAACGUGCUACUGGACAAUUCCGGGUACAUAAAGCUGAUCGACUUCGGGUGCGCGAAGAAACUCGGGGAUGCAGGUACAGCCUUUUAUUAAUAACAGGGUUUUGUUCUUCUUCCGUGUAGCUGCUCUAUGUCGAUAUUCUGCUCAAGCCAAGGCAGACGCAGAAAGGAAUUAAGUAUGUUGAGCACCAUCGAAAAGCUAGAUCAGCACAACCCUCAAAUAAAGUAAGUUAGUAAGUAAUUCAUAAACUACUAUUCCUCCACAGGUAAAGCUUUCACCCUGGUGGGCACGCCGCACUACAUGGCGCCGGAGGUGAUUCUGGGUCGCGGUUUAUCCUGAGUAAAAAUGUCGCCACACCAGAGUCAAGAUGGGAAAUCCGCUAGACAAAUCAACCAGCUUUCGCUGUUUCGCAUGACAGGUUUGCCGUCAUGGUGUGACCCUGUUUCGCUAGUUCAGCAGCAUCACAGAUGUAGCACAUCAUGCCGAUCCUAGCAUCACAAAUUCCAAAACAGGAUUAGAAAAUGACUCUCAUUGAGGUCAGCAUGAGAAACUUUUUUGGCAUGCAGAUCUGCAUGACAGCUCUGACCCACCCGCCCUGCGUGUCAAGCCAUCUCCUGCGGCCAUGGUACAAUGGGGGGGCAAAGUGUGUCGCAUUUUGUUUAGCAUGACAGCUCUGGGAUGGGGACACUUCUACUCAGCAUACGGUUACAACCAGAACGCGGACGUGUGGUCCAUGGGCGUUUGCCUCUACGAGUUCGUGUGCGGACCCCUGCCCUUCGGAAACGACGCGGGGGACGACCAGCUAGUGGUGUUUAAGGAGAUUCUCACGGGGAGACUACAUUUCCCCGACUACGUCACGGACAUCCCGGCGAUGGAGCUGAUAAAACGGCUCCUGUGCCGCACCCCGGAGUCGCGGAUCGGCUGCACGCUGCGCGGGUUCUGGGACGUGAAAGAGCACUCCUUUUUCGAAAACUUUUCCUUCGACCAGCUGAUGGGCCGGCAACUGCCCGCGCCACUGAUUCCGGACAAGGAAUACUACAGUAGUGACGUUGUGCCGGACGACCCCGCAGCGGAUGCAAAGGAGCCGGACAUCAGCUUUGCAUGGGAGGAAGUGUUCGAAUAGAUCCUGGAAGACUGGGCUCCUUUUGAUGAACAUGUGCAGCCGAGCUAGAACCGCCAGGGCGAAAAACAAUUUCCAAACGAAUUUAUUUUCGUUCUCGCCACUCUCGUUCCUCCUGCUGCUACAAAGUUCUUUGUUUCUGUCUGCGCAUUCAGACAAAAGCGCAAGUACCAAAUUUAUCUUCUGAACGAAGUGGAGUCUGUUGCAAGACUUCCAGCUUGUUGCACUGAUUUGCCCAUUUUCCAAGUUUGACAAUUUCGCGCCAUAAUGUUGAUAUAUGAUGAAGAUGCCAAAGUAGACAAUUAGCGACGAAAAAUAUCUUUCGGAUUUGCGAGGAAAAGUAGAAUGAACGAGGGCUUGAUAGUAUUGUUGUUAUGGUAUGUAGAUGUAUACGUAACGUGAACGCACAAGCAGGAGCCUGCUCCGCUAGUUUUUGAUGGAAGAUCAAGAUCACGAAAAAUAAAUUUUGCGAGCCUGUUUCAGGUUUCUAAAUGUACAACUAAAACAAGUGAGCGCGGUCUUGUUUUCAACUAUGAAUAUCAAAAAACAGCUACAGACUGCUUUCUUUGUCCAAUAAGUGAAAAAGUAGUAAGUGAAAGUGAUUGAU